AUGGCCCAACAGUUGACACAAAUGAUGGCAUCACUCGAGACCACAGAUGGCUGUGAAGACAGACAACAGCCAAAGAUUUACGCGAAGAACUCAAUGGACAGAUUCGGUGAUGAUUUGUGUCAACUUCUGUUGUCUUACCUGUCAUUUGAAGAUCGGUUUCAAUGCGAAAGUGUGUCCAAACAGUUCCGGAGGACAGUCUUCGAGAGUGUUGUUUGCAUUGAAAUCAACGACCGAUUUAUGCGACAAAUCCUGAAAACAACAUUCACUGAAACGUUGGCCACAAUUGCCAUAAAGUGUUUGAAGAUUGAGAUCAUUGACUGUCAGACAAUAAGAGCUGAAUAUUACGAACUCAUUCCCGAAGUGUUGGCCAUAUUUCGACACAAUUGCCAACAUUUGAGGGAAAUUUACUGCAAUUUUUGGCAAAAUUGUGAGCAAACAAUGCCUACAAUCGGACCACUGGUCACACGAAUCCGUGUUAUCGACACUCAAUCACUCAUUCAUUGCCACCGAUUGUCUCAUUUGAAUGUCAUUCGUUUGCGUAAAGUCUUCGACACUUCCGGAGAACUAAUGGCAAAGAAUUUAAAUACAUUUGUGUUAUUUUUCUAUUUAGCCGAUGAUUACCACCGAUUGUCUGCAUUUGUGGCACACAAUCAGUGCCUCAAAUGUCUUGACGUUAUGUGCAAAAUGCGUAUAUCUGAAGACCCACUGACCGGACUGUCGGCACAGUUGUCACGAUUAACACAAUUACGGCAAUUGAGACUUGUGUUGAACAUAACCGGCGCUCAAACCUCAUUCACCGACUCUUUGCGCACAAUUGGUGUGAAUUGCAAACAAUUGCAACGAUUGUCACUUCAGUUGUCUCACACCGAUAGCCAUGGAUUCGAUCGCAAGACAUUGGAUUCGUUGCGAUUUUAUCACCGAUUAAAACGAUUAGAUUUAAGAUUAUAUGUGAUCGUCGGUGAGAUAGUAUUGGAUUCAUUGAGUGAUUGCAAGAGACUAAAGCAUUUAGAGCUCUAUAUAAUCAAAAUGACAGCAAAUGUGUUGAAAGAUUUGCACAUAAAGUGUCCGCGACUUCAAUACCUAUUCAUUCAUGACUUUAAUAACAUUAUAGACACCGAGUGUUUGUCUCACAUCUCAAGACUACCGGCGCUGCAAAUGCUUGUCAUCGAGAGUUGGGAUGAAAGCACUAAUCUCUCGGAUAUUGAUUUCAAUGAUUUGUUGUCGAGAAGUCCUAAACUCAAGAACAUUAAAACAUAUCAAUCUUAUGUCUGGAAAUUUUAUUGCCGUCAAAACAAUUGA
Molecule: messenger RNA, 1299 nt
Organism: Medioppia subpectinata
Lineage: Eukaryota; Metazoa; Arthropoda; Arachnida; Sarcoptiformes; Oppiidae
Source: the annotation of a GenBank genome assembly